Cicer arietinum (chickpea) is the source of this 2704-nucleotide messenger RNA. Its product is annotated as inorganic pyrophosphatase TTM1. The record is from RefSeq and is a predicted model, not a curated record. NCBI's taxonomy places the organism in Eukaryota, Viridiplantae, Streptophyta, Magnoliopsida, Fabales, Fabaceae. Gene Ontology annotation, molecular function: kinase activity; ATP binding.
GUUUAUUAUAGUCGACACCGCUGCUUUUGAUUUAUCAAAUCAAGAUUAAAUUUAGUUCCUUUAGAAGCAAAUUCAACUUCCAUGUAUUUAGAUUGAACCACUCACAUCAUGUAUUGACUUAUUUGUUUGAACUUAUACUAUUCUAUAGCAUGAUAUAUUGUAAUAUCUAUUUAAAUUACUGUUAAGUUUGUUUACAUGCAUUUGAACCUAGAUCUUGAUUGACUAUAAAAAGGUUACUGAUGAGAAAAUUUCGUAUGUCUUAUAAUUGCUCAUACCAAUUUGAACGUAAUUAUUGUUAAUUUAUGGUUGCCACAUCCAGUAAACUUGUGAGCUGUGAAGUUUAUGGUGUGAGUAUCUUUGGUUUCCCUAAUGGCACAAGAUACUGCUUCUGGUGCUGAAUCGCCACAGCCGCGUCAAGGUCUAUUACGAGAUCAGGUUCAACUAGUUAAAAGAAAGGAUUCUGAUCGCUAUGAGAUUGUUCCAAUCCAAGAUCCUUUGUCGUUUGAGAAAGGAUUUUUCAUAGUUAUUCGUGCAUGCCAGUUGUUGGCUCAAAAAAACGAUGGAAUCAUAUUAGUAGGAGUUGCAGGUCCCUCUGGAGCUGGGAAAACUGUUUUCACUGAUAAAGUCCUCAGUUUUAUGCCAAGCAUAGCUGUCAUAACCAUGGACAAUUAUAAUGAUUCUAGUCGAAUCAUAGACGGAAACUUUGAUGACCCUCGAUUGACGGAUUAUGAUACCUUGCUAAAAAAUAUACAUGGUCUUAAAUCAGGGAAGCCUGUUCAGGUUCCAAUAUAUGAUUUCAAGUCUAGUUCUCGCAUCGGAUACAGGACUCUUGAAGUCCCUAGCUCCCGUAUUGUAAUCAUUGAAGGCAUCUAUGCCUUAAGUGAAAAAUUACGACCUUUGCUUGAUCUUCGUGUUUCUGUCACUGGUGGAGUUCAUUUUGACCUUGUCAAGCGUGUUUUGCGGGACAUUCAACGAGCUGGUCAAGAGCCAGAAGAAAUAAUUCAUCAAAUCUCUGAAACGGUAUAUCCCAUGUAUAAAGCUUUUAUAGAGCCAGAUCUCCAAACAGCACAUAUAAAAAUUAUUAACAAGUUUAAUCCAUUCACUGGAUUCCAGAAUCCCACCUACAUAUUGAAGUCAGCAAAAACUGUGACAGUGGAUCAAAUCAAGGCAGUUAUUUCUGCAGAGCAUACUGAAACCGAAGAGGAAACAUACGAUAUAUAUCUUCUACCCCCUGGAGAAGACCCUGAAGCAUGUCAAUCAUAUUUGAGGAUGAGAAACCGGGAUGGAAAGUACAAUCUUAUGUUUGAGGAAUGGGUUACGGAUAGUCCGUUCAUUAUAUCACCUAGAAUUACUUUUGAGGUCAGUGUGCGUCUGCUUGGAGGGCUGAUGGCAUUGGGGUAUACAAUUGCAGCAAUCCUGAAAAGAAGCAGCCAUGUAUUUCACGAUGAUAAAGUGUCGAUAAAAACUGAUUGGCUAGAACAACUUAAUCGCCUAUAUGUCCAGGUGCAAGGGAAAGAUAGGAAUUAUGUUAAAUUUGUAGCAGAGAAACUGGAUUUGGAUGGUUCCUAUGUACCUCGCACUUACAUUGAACAAAUUCAGCUAGAAAAGCUUGUAAAUGAUGUGAUGGCACUGCCGGAUGAUCUGAAGACAAAACUGAGCAUAGAUGAUGAUUCAGUUUCAAGCCCCAAAGAAGCACUUUCCAGAGCUUCAGCAGAUAGGAGAAUGAAGUAUCUUAAUCGAGGUAUUUCACAGUCAUAUUCAAAUCAAAGGGACAAGAUUCUACCUAAGUUGACUAAACUUGCUAUAAAUAACAGAGGAUUCGACGGGAGAGCUCUAGAAUCACCUGCUCCGAUUGCCAACCAAGGAGUUAUCACUCAACUGUCUGAUCAAAUUUCCACACUAAAUGAAAGAAUGGACGAGUUCACCUCCCGUAUUGAAGAGCUGAAUUCAAAGUUUGAUCCUAAAAGAGUUUCAGCCAGCCAACAAAACCUGGCUUUACAGGCUGAGACCUGCAAUGGCUCUGGCCCCACUUCUCUCUUUGUUACUGGAUUAGGCAAUGGUUCGUUGACUGGAUCAUUGCUACCUAAUUCUACUUCAUCCUCUCAACUGGUUAGAGAGUCUCCCCUAAUGGAAGAGGUAUUACUUGUUGCCCGAGGACAACGUCAAAUCAUGCAUCAACUAGACACUCUAAGCAAUCUUAUGCAAGAAUACUUUGGAGAAAGGUCACGGCUGGGAAAAACAGACCAGGCAAGCAGAAUGCGCGAAGUUGAAUCUCUUGCCGUCCCCCUUGUUCUGACUUUGGCCAUUGGUGCUGUUAGUUUGUUCUUGUUCAAGGGUUUGACAUCUAAAAAAUAAUUUGUCUUUUUAAUUUCUUGUCAUCACCAUUUAUGUGAGAAGCCUCAUCAGUAUAGCUAAAAGGUUUAAGUAAUCAAUUACCAUUCUUCUUAACAAAAAGUAGUAGUGGACCACCUUAGGGUAUUGUGGUAGUAUAUAUUGCAUUCACCCAAAGAUGUAAUAAAUUAGUAAUAAGUUUCACCGGGCUUGCACCUUUACUCUUUACUCAGCAUACAAGCUUCUUUAUACUUGUGACCACUAAUAAUCCAUCCACGUGAUGAAAUAUUCACACAUAAUUUUUUAUUCUCAGGAUUUCUUCGGUUGACAAUUGAUAAUUCAAUUUAUGACCGUAGAUGAUUAUGUCAUCUUU